This is a messenger RNA of Momordica charantia (bitter melon), 6063 nucleotides long. The record is from RefSeq and is a predicted model, not a curated record. Lineage: Eukaryota; Viridiplantae; Streptophyta; Magnoliopsida; Cucurbitales; Cucurbitaceae.
UGAACCCUUGGAUCGAUUUGCUCGGCCAUGUCCGUUACUGCAUCGAAUCGUAUCGUCUGAUUCACGGUUUCCCUUUUUUCUCGCUUCAGCUCAUGUGCAUAAUGGAUAAUACACCACCUCUCAAGCUUUCGUCUCACCAUUGAUUUAUUUAUUUUUUCUUUCAUCCUCCUCAGACUGAGGAAAGCUCUUCCAAAGAGUCGUUGAACUCACGUGGGAGGUCUUUUGGAGCAAAAGGCUACAUCUGGCAUCUCUGCUAUUGAUGUUACUACCGCUCAUUUGGGUUCUGGAGUCAUAAUAAGAAAAGGAUUAAUUCAAAUCUAAAUUGAUGGAACGAAACUUCAUUGCUAUGAGAAUCCAUGGUUCACCUCUCGGGUUUCAGAAUCUGUUGAUAUCUAGUUGGUUACACAGUUCACCUCAAUUUCCCAGGAAGUUUCAAAAUACUACUAGAUCUUUGUUCUUACCCAUUCGACAGAGUAUUUCCAAAGUACUACUAGAUUCCAGGUAUCCUUCCGACUUUAUUGGAAUUUCAAUGUCAAAAGGUCAAUUUGGUCAUGAAUUUAAGAAUGAAGUUCAGAAUUUCUCAUAUGGAUAUAACUUUGAACACCAAAAGACUGAAGAUGUCAUGGAAAGCAGAGUAUGCUUGAAUAACAAGGAGAGGUUGAAAUAUUAUUCAAGGAUGUUGCAUGAAUGUGCAUCAAAACGGUCUUUGGGUGUUGCAAAAGCCAUUCAUGGGCUUGUUGUGAAGAAAAUAAUUAAUCCAGAUUCCCAUUUGUGGGUUUCAUUGGUGAAUGUAUAUGCAAAGUGUGGAUACUCUUCGUAUGCUCGAUUAGUGCUUGCUAAAAUGCCUGAUAGGGAUGUUGUUUCUUGGACGGCAUUAAUUCAAGGUCUUGUAGCAGAAGGAUAUGCUAAUGACAGUAUUUAUUUAUUUCAGGAAAUGCAAAGGGAAGGAAUCAUGCCCAAUGAGUUCACUCUGGCUACUGGAUUAAAAGCAUGUUCUUUGUGUGUGGCUUUAGAACUUGGAAAGCAGAUGCAUGCACAAGCUUUUAAAUUUGGAUUAUUACUAGAUUUGUUUGUUGGAUCUGCACUUGUUGACCUUUAUGCUAAAUGUAACGAGAUGGAACUUGCGUUUAAAAUGUUCUUCAACAUGCCCCAGCAAAAUGCUGUGACAUGGAAUGUGCUACUCAAUGGUUACGCUCAAGGGGGUGAUGGGACAGGAGUCUUGAAGUUAUUUUGUGGUAUGAUGGAAUCAGAUGUGAAGUGUAGCAAAUUCGCUUUAACUACCGUUCUCAAGGGUUGUGCAAACUCCAAAAGUUUGAGACAGGGGCAGGUAGUCCAUUCGUUGAUUAUCAAAUGUGGGUUUGAAGGCGACGAAUUCUUAGGUUGUGGUUUGGUUGAUAUGUACUCAAAGUGUGGGCUUGCAGUUGAUGCAUUAGAAGUCUUUAAGAAGAUUAAGAAGCCUGAUAUAGUGGUUUGGAGUGCCAUGAUUACAUGCCUUGAUCAGCAAGGACAGAGUGAAGAAUCAACCAAGUUAUUUCACCUGAUGAGAUUAAGUGGUACUAGACCAAACCAUUACACUAUUUGCAGCCUUGUAAGUGCUGCUACAAACUUGGGGGACUUGAAAUAUGGCCGAAGCAUCCAUGCUUGUGUUUGGAAAUAUGGAUUUGAAACCAAUGUGUCAGUCAAUAAUGCAUUGGUCACAAUGUACAUGAAAAAUGGAUGUGUGAAUGAGGGUGCAAGGUUGUUUGAAUCCAUGACGGACCGAGAUUUGGUUUCAUGGAACACAUAUUUAUCUAGGUUUCAUGAUUCUGGAAUGUAUGAUCAAGCACUUGCUAUCUUCUGUCACAUGUUAGAGGAAUGGUUUGCACCGAACAUGUAUACUUUUAUUAGUGUUUUGAGAUCGUGUUCUUGUCUUCUAGAUGUGUACUUUGGGAGGCAAGUACAUACCCAUAUAAUAAAAAAUAACCUGGACGAUAAUGAUUUUGUUCAAACAGCUCUUAUUGACAUGUAUGCCAAGUGUAUGUGCUUGGAAGAUGCUGAUUUAGCUUUCAACAGGUUAAGUGCUAGAGAUCUUUUUACUUGGACGGUUAUCAUUACUAGUCAUGCACAGAAAAACCAGGGAGAAAAGGCGUUUAAUUAUUUCAAACAAAUGCAACUAGAAGGUAUAAAGCCAAACGAGUUCACUCUUGCUGGCUGUUUAAGUGGUUGCUCCUCUUUGGCUUCUCUAGAAGGUGGACAACAACUACAUUCCACGGCUUUUAAGAGUGGACACCUAAGUGAUAUGUUUGUCGGUAGUGCGCUUGUUGACACGUACGCAAAAUGCGGUUGUAUGGAAGAAGCUGAGACAUUAUUUGAAGGUUUGAUUCGGCGAGAUACAGUUGCAUGGAACACCAUUAUAUGUGGAUAUUCACAAAAUGGGCAAGGAAAUAAAGCUCUUGAGGCCUUUAUGACGAUGUUAGAUGAAGGCAUAUUGCCUGAUGAGGUCACCUUCAUAGGAAUUCUUUCUGCAUGCAGUCACCAAGGCUUAGUUGAAGAGGGGAAAAAACAUUUUAAUUCUAUGUAUAGAGAUUUUGGUAUUUCUCCUACUGUGGAUCAUUGUGCUUGUAUGGUAGAUAUUCUAGGUCGUGUGGGAAAAUUUGAUGAGCUUGAAGACUUCAUUGAAAAAAUGCAACUAUCACAAUAUGCACUGAUAUGGGAGACUGUCCUUGGAGCUAGUAAAAUGCAUGGCAAUUUGGCAUUUGGUGAGAAAGCUGCAAACAAACUCUUUGAGCUUCAACCAGAGAAGGAGACAAAUUAUAUAUUACUCUCAAAUAUUCUUGCGACCAAAGGAAGGUGGGAUGACGUCAUAAAAGUUAGGACUUUGAUGUCUAGUAAAGGUGUUAAAAAGGAGCCAGGGUGUAGCUGGGUUGAGGAUAAUGGUCAAGCUCAUGUAUUUGUGUCUCAUGAUUGUUCACAUCCACAAAUUCAGGAAAUACAUCUAAAGCUAGAGGAUCUUGAUAGAAAACUGACUUCCUUAGGGUAUGUGCCCAAAACUGAAUAUGUGCUUCAUAAUAUUGGUGAAACAGAGAAAAGGGAAUACCUUCGAUUUCACAGUGAAAGAUUGGCCCUUGCUUUUGCACUUAUAAGUACCAGCACAAUGAGAAAAAUUCGUAUUUUUAAAAAUCUACGUAUUUGUGGAGACUGCCAUGAUGUCAUGAAGCUCAUGUCAAGUAUCACCCAUCGGGAAAUAGUUGUUCGUGAUGUUCAUAGAUUCCACCAUUUUAAGAGUGGUGCUUGCUCAUGUAAUGAUUUCUGGUGAUGUGGCUUAUCUAUCAAAUCUAUCAUGAAGUCUGCUUCUUGUAUUUGAUAUUGAGGAAGCUUGCUCGAGCCUGCUGAAACUUUGUUACUUUAUCCAGGUAAUGAUAGCUGAAACUACAAAUUCUCCUCCAUAUAUGUGGUUUUAUUUAUGGACUUUAAACGAUCUUCAGCCGUUUGGCACACCCCACUCACUCAAAGAUGCUGCAUACUUAUGAAGCAAUUUCCUUUUGAACUGCAAGGUCUCUACAACAAGCUCAGAAGUUCAACUCGGACUCUGAUAUCCUUAAGGUACUACUUCAUGUUUUUCCAACAUGGAUAGUAGAAGCAUUAUGAUUUAUUCUUAUAACUAUACUUUAUAUUGUUAUUAUUGGUCCUUUAUGUGGUUUUAUCCUUUAAGACAUUGGGUGGUUGAAUCUGUUUUUUUUUUCCCCCAAAAGGUAAAGUGGUUUUGUUCUUGUGCAAUGAAAAAAUGAAACUAUAAGUCUUUGAAGAUUAGAGUGAUGAUUAUAGGAUUACUUUCUUGAUGUUUAUUACUCUUGUAAGUUGUAAAUAGAAAGCUAUAAAACACGGACACGGCAAAAAAGGAGAAGUAUCUGUGUCGAACACGGAUAGGUCCGGACACGCUCCGGACACAUGUCCGACACGCAAUUUGAAGUGUCCCAAUAUAUAUAUAUAUUUUUUAUUUCAGACAUGUGGGGACACGGGAGGGACAUGCCAGAUAAAAAAAUGUUGUUUCCUUAGCCCAAUUUUGCAAGCCCAAGAAGUCUAGCUGAAAUCUCACAAACUUAAACUACAACAAAAAAAAAAAACCCUAAAAUGCUACCUUGUGACCCACCCUUCUGUUUGUGAGUUAAAUUAAAUAAGCUCUAUUCUUACUUUUCUUUUUUUUUCCUAAUUUCAUAUGAAUUAAACUAUAGUAGAAUAUGUUUUACUAAAUUAGGAAAUCAAAUUCAAAUCUUCUCUAGGAUUUUUUUAGUGGAUUACAUUUAAUAUUUUUAUGCUUUUUAGUGGGGUACAUCUUCAACCCAAUAAAUUGACUCUGACAUUUAUGCUUUUUAGUGAAGUAUAUUUUCCAUUUUAUGUUAAAUUUACCUAUAUCUUAAAAGAAAUAAUAAAUAAACAACGUAUCCCCAACGUGUCCGUGUCCUAGUUUUUUAGAAAUUGACGUAUCGCCGUGUCCUGUCGUGUCCGUGUCCAUGUCCGUGCUUCUUAGAUAUAAAGAAAAAUGAGAAUUCAAUUUCUAGCUUUGGUCAUAUUGAAUUCUUAGCCAUCGGCUUUACGUGGUUUAGUCUUGCUUCAAUUUAUAGAACUAUCUAGGCUUGUCUUGAUGAGACCUCCAAUUAGCCAUCUUCUUUCUGAUCUUAAUUCUCCUUUGAGAUAUAUUUUGUAAUUUUUCCCUCCCUUUUCCAUUGGAAAUUGGGUUCUGUAGAUUUAGUUGACUGUUUACUUCCUUUUAUAUGAGCAGGCAGGAGGUGUACCAUUGUGAAUUUGAGAUGAAAGGUUCUUUUAUGUCUACUCUCUGUUAUAAAUUUAUUUGAAGUAUUUUUCAGUUAGCUUUUUACCUAUUAAGUCCAAUGUUCUUCUUCAUCUAUCCAGGUGAAAAAGGGAAAAAAAAUAUGUGCAUUUUAUUUCAAAUUUCAUUGGCACAUAUACAAGAAACUAAACCUUUUCUUGUUGCACAACUUGGUGCAAUGGACAUGACACUACACUACUACGAGUUUGGCCUUUAUUAAUCUUCAGUCAAAAGCGUUUGAUGUCAAUUUAAAAUAAAUAUCUCCCUUUAAAUGCAUAACUUUCCUGAAGAACAGUUAAAAGCUAUCAAUUUGUAUAUCCACCGAAUUGAAAUUGUAACCCUGACAAUUUUUACACUUUAUUAAGCGUCAACUUUUCUUCUUUCCUCUUCUUCUUCUUUCCUUUUUUUUUUACUCUGUAAAAAGACUAUAGUUUACUGUUAAUAACCGUCAAUUCUUUUCUCGAUAUUUUCGUAACGCCUUUAAGGUAGAAUCCUCUCUCUGGACAUUUGAAGUUGGAGUGGAGAUUGUUGCUCUCAAAUCUCAACUCUCAAGCACAGAACAGUGGAGUUUAUGCUUUCGAUUACAAAUCUACUACUGGGCAACACUGUCGAUGGUGCUAUCUACUUUAGAGGUUAUUCUGUCCUUCCUCAGUUCCUCGUUUGGUGGUUGAAUAUCUAAUAGGAACGAAAAUCAAAGAGAGAUUUGCUUAAUCUGGAAUUGCUGUCAACCCAAUAAACCACUUGAUAUGGCCACUGGAGAGAAGCAGUGGUCGAGCAAAGAAGAAAGAAACAAGAUGAAUCUCUUUUAGAAGAUGCCUGGACUAAAGGCUGGUGAUAGCCGUAGAGAGCUGAAAUUUUGGUGGAUUGAAACACUUUCAAUUCCUUUGAUGCUUUAGCAAGGAACGGAAAGAACCCAACGGAAUUAUUGUAGAAUCGGACGAUUUGGAAGUCAUUCGUGUCAUCAAUAACGAGGAUACAUCUUUCAGAGGUCUUCCGAUCAAGGAGAUCAGACACAUGGCGACGAGUACGAACUCAAGCAGCUUGAAAUUGCAAGCCGUUUGUUUCCUAGGUAGGAAUCUGGGAUGGUCAUCCAGAUGUCUGUGUUUGUUUGAUAGGAAUAUUGGAUUCUCGGACAUCCUAGAAUAUCGAGGCAUCUAAACACUGUAACAUGGAUUUCAAAGAUUCCCGUGUUGAGGGCAUCUUCUUUUGACAAUUUUGUCCCUCGUCAUUUUUGUUCUAUAAUAUUUUUUCAUCAA